This is a messenger RNA of Penicillium salamii, 1521 nucleotides long. The record is from the annotation of a GenBank genome assembly. NCBI's taxonomy places the organism in Eukaryota, Fungi, Ascomycota, Eurotiomycetes, Eurotiales, Aspergillaceae.
AUGCUCUCAAGACCAAGUAUUGAACGCGCUUGGGUAUUUGCCCUGGGCCUUUUGGCCGGAGGCUCCCUCGUUGCUGCUGCACCCUGUGACAUCUACGCUUCCGGUGAUACACCUUGUAUUGCCGCGCACAGCACCACUCGAGCCCUUUACAGUGCCUUCAGUGGUGCCCUAUACCAAGUCAAGCGUGGCUCAGACGGGACAACAACGACGAUCUCCCCGCUCACUGCCGGUGGUGUUGCAAAUGCAGCGGCCCAAGAUACCUUCUGUGCUGGCACAACCUGUCUCAUCACAAUCAUCUAUGAUCAAUCUGGCCGCGGAAACCAUCUCACGCAGGCUCCCCCAGGUGGCUUCAAGGGCCCUGAAGCCAGUGGCUAUGACAACUUGGCCAGUGCAAUUGGCGCCCCAGUCACACUGAAUGGCCAAAAAGCCUACGGAGUCUUCAUGUCCCCCGGUACAGGAUACAGCAACAACGCCGCCAGUGGUACUGCUACAGGCGACGAGGCUGAGGGUAUGUACGCGGUGAUUGACGGGACCCACUACAAUGGCGCCUGCUGCUUCGACUACGGCAAUGCCGAGAUCAGCAGCACUGACACGGGCAAUGGUCACAUGGAAGCCAUUUACUUCGGUGACAACACCGGCUGGGGAUCUGGCGCUGGCAGUGGUCCCUGGAUUAUGGCUGACCUGGAGAACGGUUUGUUCUCCGGCCAGGGUUCUAAGAACAAUGCUGGGGACCCUACCAUUUCCUACCGCUUCGUAAACGCCGUGCUCAAGGGUGGAGCUAACAAGUGGUCACUCCGGGGUGGUAACGCUGCCUCUGGCUCUCUCUCAACCUACUACAGUGGAGCACGCCCAACUGCCUCAGGAUAUAACCCUAUGAGCAAAGAGGGUGCCAUCAUUCUCGGCAUCGGCGGCGACAACAGCAACGGCGCUCAGGGAACCUUCUAUGAGGGUGUCAUGACAUCUGGAUAUCCAACUGACGCCACCGAGAACGCAGUGCAGGCCAACAUCGUGGCCGCCAAGUAUGCCGUGGCAUCCUUGACUAGCGGAACUGCACUGACUGUUGGCUCUUCAAUUUCACUGCGCGCUACCACUUCUGGUUACGACACGCGGUAUAUCUCACACACCGGCUCAGCCAUUGACACUCAGGUUGUCACUUCCUCCAGCACCACUGCUCUCAAGCAACAGGCUAGCUGGACCGUUCGUGCGGGUCUUGCAAACAGCGGUUGCUUCUCGUUUGAGUCCAAGGAUACUGCUGGAAGUUACAUUCGGCACUAUGACUUCGGUCUGGUUCUUGCUGCUGGCGAUGGUACCAAGCAGUUCAAUGAAGAUGCUACAUUCUGUCCCCAGACUGGUCUCAGUGGCCAGGGUACCUCGAUCCGGUCCUGGAGCUACCCUACCCGCUUCUUCCGUCACUACACCAACGCCCUCUACAUUGCGAGCAAUGGUGGUGUCCACACCUUUGAUUCUGCUACUUCUUUCAAUGACGAUGUUACCUGGGUGGUUAGCACUGGCUUCGCUUAG